Messenger RNA from Acanthamoeba castellanii str. Neff, 789 nucleotides. RefSeq names its product FeS protein assembly co-chaperone HscB, putative. The transcript has 5 exons. Gene Ontology annotation, biological process: protein complex oligomerization; [2Fe-2S] cluster assembly. The record is from RefSeq and is a predicted model, not a curated record. Bases 1 to 789 code for a protein of 262 amino acids. Lineage: Eukaryota; Discosea; Longamoebia; Acanthamoebidae. Gene Ontology annotation, cellular component: mitochondrion. Gene Ontology annotation, molecular function: ATPase activator activity; protein-folding chaperone binding.
AUGCCGCCUUGCUGCCUCAUGCGGGCCAUCGGUGGCUCUGGUGCUGGCCGAAAGGCUGACACCGCCUCUUCAACUCAGCAUCAGCCACCGUCAAUCGAAGAAGACCAAGCCUCCAAUUGCGCCGACUGCGGGCACAGCACCCAGCAACAUCAGCAUCAGCAUCAACACACUACCGCGCCUGGCUGUGGGUCGGACAAGUUCGGCUCGCAUCCCAAGUGCUGGUCAUGCGACAACUUCGUGAAGGGUAUCCCUCUGUUCUGCACCUGCUGCCAGAAGGUGCAACCGCCCUCCAACUACGACUUCUUCGAGCUCAUGGGCAUGCCGAAGCGGUUCGCCGUAGAUGCCGGCAAGCUGGAGAAGCACUACUGGGCGCUUCAGCGCAAGCUACAUCCUGACAACUUCCACACCGCCACCACUAGGGAACGCAACUAUUCGGAGGGCGUGUCGUCCAUCAUCAACGAGGCCUACCACACGCUCAAGCACCCCAACAGACGGGCCAAGUAUCUUAUGCAGUUGAAGGGAGUGCCGCUCGACGAGACGACGGGCACGAUCACCGAUCCCGACCUGCUGAUGGAGGUGAUGGAGAUCCGCAUGCGGCUGGAAGAUGCCGACGACGCCGAGCUCCGUGCACUCGAGCGCGAGAACAAGCAGAGGCUCGACCGCUGCUACGAGGAGGUCGGACACGCCCUCGACGCCUCCGACAUGGACAAGUGCCGAGACGUGGCGGUGCGUCUACAGUACUUCGUCAAGAUCGAGGAGGAAAUCAAAAGGAGGAAGAAGGUCGAGUAG